GCUGCCGAGUGCCUCAGCCCGGCUGCCCAGCAGCAGGCUGAAGCCAGACUCGCGGCGAAGCGAGCGGCGCGGGCGGAGGCGCGGGAGAUCCGGAUGAAAGAGCUGGAGAGGCAGCAGAAGGAGCCUUCUGAGUACAGCUGCUACCUUGGGUCGGGAUCUCGGGCAUCCUCCAGAGCCAGCUCUGCUCGGGCCAGUCCAGUGAUUGAGGAAAGGCCAGAAAAAGACUUUGAGAAGGGAGCACGAACUGUCUCAAGUUUAUCAGCAGCUACCUUGGCCUCCCUGGGAGGGACUUCUUCACGGAGAGGCAGUGGGGACACGUCCAUCUCAGCUGACACAGAGGCUUCCAUCAGGGAAAUCAAGGACUCUCUGGCUGAAGUUGAGGAGAAGUACAAGAAGGCUAUGGUGUCAAAUGCUCAGCUGGACAAUGAGAAAACCAAUUUCAUGUACCAAGUGGACACCCUGAAGGAUGCACUCUUAGAGUUAGAGGAGCAGCUGGCAGAAUCCAGGAGGCAAUAUGAAGAGAAAAGUAAAGAAUUUGAGAGGGAGAAGCAUGCUCAUAGCAUAUUGCAGUUUCAGUUCAUGGAAAUCAAAGAGGCUUUGAAGCAGAGAGAAGAAAUGCUUGCAAAACAUGGAAUAAUCCCAGACUCUGAUGUAGCCACCAACGGGGACACAUCAGACAUUCUGGAUAACGAAGGACACUUGGAUUCUCCCCGAACUGCCCCAGGCACCACUCAGGCAUUAAAGACAGGAGGGGAGGGGAUGCUAGGCAAAGCCAAUGAAGUGGAGAUGAAAAAUGAGAUUUUGGAGGAUGUGGGGAAAAGAGAAAUCUUGCAGAAUACUGAGCAUGAGGAACACAAAGAGGAGUCUGAGGAGGAAGUACAGACAUUGCAUGCUGCUGAAAAUGCAAAGGCAGAACAAAUGGUUGAAGAACGGGACACCCUGCCAGCAGUGAUGUUACCAGAGAGUAGGUUUGCAGAGCAAGCCCAAAGCCUCCCAGAAACUGUGUCAGGGAGCACUUCUUCAAACAGUGACAGUGACACAGAUGGCUUGAGAAAGGUCACAGAGUCCAGGGGCACAGCAGCCCAGCAGCCUGAGAGUGCAGAGGCUGAACACCAUGACUUGAGUGCAAGGACAAAUGAGAACCUGGAGCUGGGCUCUCUGCAAGGCCACCUGAUUUUUGAGACUCCUCAGGAAAUGUUCUGUGACUCAGGUACAGAGCAGGAGCUGGGAGAAGCUGCACCCAACCAGGAAGAACAAGAGGAUCUUGAAACCAGCCAUGCCCUGAGUGAUGAUGAAAUGGAUGAAGGGUCUGACAGUACAAGUGAGGGCAGUGAGUUGGUCUCUAACCAGGCAGGGCUACCUGAGGGAGCAGUGGCAGGCUUGCUUAGGGAAGAGGGAAAUGUGGAGAGUUCCACUCCAGAGGAACCCCAGCACUCAGAAGAAAGUGCUGAAAACAAGGUUGCAAAUGUCUUGGAGGAAAAGUUUGUUGACUGCACUGAUGGAAGAAGUGAUAAAACAGCAGGUGACAGAGCUGAAGAAGAAGAUGAGGUUGGGAACACAGUUCAGGGUCAGCUGAGGGAAACUGAGUCAGUGGGUUUGGAGGGGACGGAGCCAUGUGAAAGGGAUGUCCCAGCAGAGCCACUUGGAAAGGAAGGUGGAGAACAUCAGGCAUUGAUCCAACCAGAUUCUUCAGAGGACAGUGCUUCAGCAUCCCCAGAGGAACCAGGUACACAAGGUAAAACUGAAGAUGAAGCUGCUACAGCUGAGAAGGAUGGACAGAAGGAAGAGCUGAUGGAAGAGCUGGAGAAGUGUUCAGGUUCUGCUGGAAAAGGCGAGCAAGGCGUGGUGUCUGUGGAGGCAGGAGGCUCCAUUCCUGAGGGAAAGGGAGGUGAGCUGCAGCAGGCACAGCCAGGAACAGAGGUUGGGAGAGAGGUGAUCACUCAGGAAACCCAUUCAGACCCAAGUCUUUUAGAUGAUGAAAUUAAGGAGUCAGAAUUGGAAACAGGGGAUGAGGCUGGGGAAGGACAGGAAAGUAGGACAGAAUGGGUCGAAGAUCUAGAUCCAAAGGCAGAGGUUCAAACAAGUCAGGGUAGUGAAGAAACAGCAGAAGGUACAGAGGGAGAGAAAAAUGUUCCUUUAGAGGGUGAAAUGCAGGAGGUGGUUCAGCAAGUAGAAGGUCAAUCUGAAGAGGAGUCAGGUGUAGGUGUUAUUGUAACUACUGAAAACAAAGCCAGUGAAGAAACACUGAAAGAAAAUGAGCAAGAGGUAGAGCUUGCAGACCACCCUGGUGGGGAAUCUGCUUCUGAGGAAGGUGCAAAUAAUGCCCUGGAACAGAAACUUGUGCAGGAUAAAAAUAUUAGUGAACAAGUUAAAUUGGAAGAAGGUGCAAAUAAUUCCCUGCCACAGAAACCUGUGCAGGAUGAAGACAGUGGUGAACAAGUUAAAUUGGAGGAAGGUGCAAAUAAUUCCCUAGCACAGAAACCUGUGCAGGAUGAAGACAUUGGUGAACAAGUUAAAUUGGAGGAAGGUGCAAAUAAUUCCCUGCCACAGAAAGCUGUGCAGGAUGAAGAGAUUAAUGAACAGGUUAAAUUGGAGGAAGGUGCAAAUAAUUCCCUGGCACAGAAACUUGUGCAGGAUGAAAACAUUAAUGAACAGGUUAAAUCGGAAGAAGGGGCAAAUAAUUCCCUGGAAGAGAAACCUGUGCAGGAUGAAAACAUUGGUGAACAAGUUAAAUUGGAGGAAGAUGCAAAUAAUUCCCUGGAACAGAAACAUGUGCAGGAUGAAAAGAUUAGUGAACAAGUUAAACUGGAGGAAGGUGCAAAUAAUUCCCUGGAACAGAAAGCUGUGCAGGAUGAAGAGAUUAAUGAACAGGUUAAAUUGGAGGAAGGUGCAAAUAAUUCCCUGCCACAGAAAGCUGUGCAGGAUGAAAAGAUUAGUGAACAAGUGAAAUUGGAGGGAAGUGCAAAUAAUUCCCUGGAACAGAAACUUGUGCAGGAUGAAAACAUUAGUGAACAGGUUAAAUUGGAGGAAGGGGCAAAUAAUUCCCUGGAAGAGAAACCUGUGCAGGAUGAAAACAUUGGUGAACAAGUUAAAUUGGAGGAAGAUGCAAAUAAUUCCCUGGCACAGAAACUUGUGCAGGAUGAAAACAUUAAUGAACAGGUUAAAUCGGAGGAAGGGGCAAAUAAUUCCCUGGAAGAGAAACCUGUGCAGGAUGAAAACAUUGGUGAACAAGUUAAAUUGGAGGAAGAUGCAAAUAAUUCCCUGCCACAGAAAGCUGUGCAGGAUGAAAAGAUUAGUGAACAAGUUAAACUGGAGGAAGGUGCAAAUAAUUCCCUGCCACAGAAAGCUGUGCAGGAUGAAGAGAUUAAUGAACAGGUUAAAUUGGAGGAAGAUGCAAAUAAUUCCCUGGAACAGAAAGCUGUGCAGGAUGAAGAGAUUAAUGAACAGGUUAAAUUGGAGGAAGGUGCAAAUAAUUCCCUGCCACAGAAAGCUGUGCAGGAUGACAUUAGUGAACAAGUGAAAUUGGAGGACCAAGCAGAGGAAAGCCUGGAAGAUGAUGGUGAUGCAUUUGAUUUUGAUGAAGAGUCAAAUCAAAUACUAGAAUCUGAUGAAAAAUGUGAUGAAGAGAAAGGUGAUGCACAUGCAGAAGAGGGUCAUGGAGCAAAUGGUGCUGUUGGAAAAACUGCCCACACAGACAAAGCUGGAGAGGGAAGAGACAAAAUGGAAACCAAAGAUGCCUUGACCAAAGGUGAAGUCCUGCAGCAUAAGAAAGAUGAGCCUGAAGAAACAGGGUGCUUGCAAGGGCAAGCACUGGGGAAAGCUGAUGAGGAGGCAGAUGAAAUCAAAGUAUCAGAUUCUAGUAGAGUGGGAAAAUUCCAGGAUCGAGAUGUUUUGGAACAGGAUUUGGAAAGAGCUUUCAUUAAGAGGGCUGAAAGCAGGGAGGAUUUGCAGGUUGGUAAAAGGAGCAAGGGCAGAUCCAGAGAAGACUGUACAAUCUCCUGAGUUCAGAAUCUCAAACCUGCACGAGUUCCAUGCCCUGUGAGCAGUCCCAGGACACAAACAUGCACUUUGCACAAGACAUCAGACCUUGGAAUACUCUUAGAGCUUUGUCUUUGUAGGUAACUCAGCAUAAAGCACGGAUGUGGUAAUAAUGCAAGUUUUAAGUUAUUCACUGUUGUACCCACCACAAGAAAUUGUGAGUGGGUUUGGUUUUGCUGUGUCUCAGGCUGAAAGCUUAUCACCUGAUGAGGAAGCUUCACAACUUGACUAUUGAAACUAUUAUGCAAUUAAAGUACCUCUAGUGUGGAUAGCUGCUCCUGGGGAAUUUCUAUAGGAAUUUAUUUUUUUUUUAUUCUAGCCUAGUUGAUCAAUAUCUUGAAUGUACAUUAGGCCUUUGUGAACUUAUGCACAUUAUGCUUACUUGUACUUAGAUCUACAGCAAGUACAUGCACUCUUCAUGAAGGAACUCAGCAGAUCAGCCAUCACUGAUGGUGAAACUUCUUUCAGAAUGCUUAAAGCCUAUGAACCAAUCUCUUAUUUUUUUUUAAUAUGAAGAAAAAAGAUCUUCUCAUUCCACUUUGUGUGUAUUUCUUAUAUGGUCACAUUCCAAAAUAUAGUUAGAUCACUGUGAAUCUGCGUAGUCUGAGCACUUUGGAAGAGCAAUACACAGUUUGGAGAAAGUGCAAGAUGCAGGUCUUAGUUUGCUGAAAGGAAUAAAUAUCUACAUGUUUACUUCAUUUAGGCACUUUGCACCACAAUAGGCCUUUUACACCAUGUCUCACAUGGGGUUUUUAUUUUUUUCCAGAGAAAGUGUCAAUACACACUGUAAUGUGUGCUUAGGUUUGCUAUCAAGUACUGUCUAGAUAUGAAUAUAUAAAAUGUCUAUUUUUCCAAGAAGAUUUUUGUUUAAAAUUGCAUUUGCUUACUGCAUUAUAUUUUUUUUUGCAAACUCUGAUUCUGAAAGAAUGUUUUUUAUCUCUGAAACAAAUCUUAUCUCUUUCCUUCUGGAAAGAAGAUAACUUUGCAUGUCUUAACUCUUGCUGGAUAUCAGACCAAAGAUGACUGUUGUUUUGUGUACUAGCCCCCCUGUGCCUUUUGGAAAAGCUGGAUUGCUUUGAAUUGCUGGCAUAAAUUAGGCUCUUGGACUCCCUUGCUGUAUUUCCUCUUGCAUGUCUGCUAGUGCUUGGGAGGAAGAGCAUGUUUUGCAUAUAUAAAUAUUCAUUUAAAGUGUAAAGCAAUGAAUGUCCCAAGGGAAUGCAGAUCGAGGGGGGUGUGGGCUAUGGAAGGCUGUAUUUGUGUUGAUGUUACAAAGUUGUCAGAGCACAGACAGACUGCAAAAUUUGAAGAUGUAUAUCCAAAUGUACUGCUGUAUAUAAUUUAAAUAAACAUAUUUUAUACUUUAAA
Molecule: messenger RNA, 5403 nt
Organism: Agelaius phoeniceus (red-winged blackbird)
Lineage: Eukaryota; Metazoa; Chordata; Aves; Passeriformes; Icteridae
Source: RefSeq, a predicted model, not a curated record